Protomyces lactucae-debilis is the source of this 2658-nucleotide messenger RNA. RefSeq names its product fungal-specific transcription factor domain-containing protein. The coding region runs from base 146 to 2434 and encodes 762 amino acids. Gene Ontology annotation, molecular function: DNA-binding transcription factor activity, RNA polymerase II-specific; zinc ion binding; DNA binding. Gene Ontology annotation, biological process: regulation of DNA-templated transcription; DNA-templated transcription. Gene Ontology annotation, cellular component: nucleus. The record is from RefSeq and is a predicted model, not a curated record. The transcript has a single exon. Lineage: Eukaryota; Fungi; Ascomycota; Taphrinomycetes; Taphrinales; Protomycetaceae.
GUCUACAGACGAUACCUAAGUACUCCCGACCAGCUCAGGCCUUGUUCGCUGUCCUCACGCUUGUAUUUGAUCAAUAAGGCUUUGACACCCUGCGACAGUCGCACUUCAUCAGCUUCUCCGCGACUCCUUGGCGCACAUUUACACCAUGGAGCCGUCCCAACCAGGUAUCGAGCCGUCGCCGCAACCAAAUGCAGCCGCGAUACAGGCGCCUACACUAGCGCCAGCUCUCGCACGUCGUACUUCUGUCGCCAGGCCCAUGCGGACACCCAUCGCCUGUACAAAUUGCCGCAAAUCAAAAAUCAAAUGCCACCAUCGUGGUGUGCCGCCUUGUCGACACUGCGAAAAGACAAAGCGAGAAUGCAUUAUCCCGGAAAUGAUCCAUGACGACUACGAUGCCAUUUCUCCAGGUCAAUCGCCUGCGCCUGUUAAGCGGAAAUCGACAGCGCCGUCUGCAGAAGGGUCUAGUGCUAGCUUCAAGAAGUCGCGGUAUGAAGUUGGUCAUACCGGCUUACCUUGUCAAGAAAUCUUGGAGGAAGCUGUCGAACUCUACAUGCAGCACUUCAACAAUGACAUCUUCUCUUUCUUUCACAAGCCCACGUUUUUGCGCAGCUUGCGAAACAAUGAUGUCGAGCCAGUCUUGAUGCUUGGAGUACUGACGUUGUCUGCACGCUUCUGCAAUACCGUUGUCAAGGAUUUUGAGAACGAAGCAGCUGCGUGUGAAUACUUUUGCAAAAAGACUUUAGCGCUGCUUGUGCCAGAUAUUGACAAACCGUCCGUGACACGCAUACAGGCGCUUCUGAUGGUAGGUCUGCACCUAUGGGGUGCUUCACAAGGCGCUGCAGCGUUCAUUUAUGUUGGUGUCGCAAUCAGAAUGGCGCAAGUCCUUGAUCUUGGCAGUGAAGGAUCCUAUCCGCCACGUAACAAGCUCAACUCGACGGAAUGGAUUGUCACUGAAUCCAGAAGGCGCACAUUUUGGUCGGCCUACCUCAUGGAUCGCUUUUUGUCAAAUGGCAGGGGUCGCCCAUUGACCAUCAGCAACAGCGACAUUAGUAUCCCACUCCCCGCAGAUAAUCUCAACUUUACUUAUGGCACACCUGAAGCAGAGCGCCAUCUCAACGAGGACUUGCAAUCUGUUGAAAUUCUGCCCGAGUGUACUGGAACUAUGGCUAUGCUUAUCGAGCUGGUCGAUAUUUGGUCGCGCAUGGCGCAAUGGAGCUGCGCACGGCGCUGGCUCCAAGAUGAACUUGCACCGUGGGAUCCAGCGUCAGAGUUCUUUCAAGUGGAUCAGAUGAUUGGCAAAUGGCAUGCGAGACUUCCAAAGUCUCUGCGCUACAAUGAGCAUACGACACUUGUUCAGCUGUCUCAAAGACAUACGUCCUGGGCCUUGAUGCACAUCGUUUACUACAAUGGUUUGCUGUUUACGCACAGAUCAUAUCUGACCUUUGCACCAACCAAGCAAGAUCCAAAGGGUCCACGCGAAGCUGCUGAUCGCGGCUGGGUUGAGCCUGAAGGCUUCUGGAAGAGAAGCGCGCAUACAUGCUUCUCAGCAGCUGAACAAAUCAUUGAACUCAACAGACAACUACUAGAGACUGGUAAUGCCCUGACGACACCCUUCUUGCUCUUCAGCGUAUUCAGCGCGGCGAACAUUCUUGCCUACUUGGAUGCCUUCCCUUGGGUAGAUCCAGCUAUCUCGCCACGCGCAAGGACUCUUUACGAAUUAGGCUAUCAUCACCUGGACAGUGUCAAGCACAAAUGGCGCAUGGUCGUCAACUGGACCGAUACACUCACCAAGCUGUUUGAAAUUCACCACAAAUUCGCAAGAGAAGGCCGCACGGCGCACACGACAACCGAUUACUUUGCCGAGUAUCGCUCAAAAGUGCUUGACUUUGGCAACUUGCAUCAAGUACCGAUGGACCUGCCUCAACAACGAUCGCGUGAUGAGUACUCCAACAUGCGAGGAACUGUGGCAAUCAGUACCGGCAGCGAAGCACGAGACAGUUCCUUGCAUCAGCCACACCAGCAAGCUGCUGAUUUGCUGCAUGAUGAUGGGCAUGUCUACAGUGGCAGUAAGGACACAUCUCCUGCUAUGCAUGAUCCAUCGCUUCUACCACGCGAUUCGCAAGGUCUUUUGACACACCCGUCGCCAGGUUUGGGGUUGCAUGACUAUGCGCCCUUUCUCGCCUUUGAUAGCAAUGUUGCAGGAUCUGCAGCUCAGCAUGCGAAUGGCAAUGUGAACGAUCUACUCAUGGAUCCGCAUGCAGGUCUGAUGUCAAUUCAUGAAGGUUCUCUGCUGGCAUUUAUGCAAGGUGAUUCUUGGUCCGAGCUAGACGCACUUGAUCAGGAAUGGAGUGCAUUGAUGACGGGUACGAGUGGUAGUGGCAGUCAUGGGCCAUCGGGCGGCUACGCGAGCUCAAAUGUUGCACUUCCAACAUAAACGAAAUCUUGUGGCUCACUAUCUAUAUAGCUUUCAUAAAUUCUUCUGGCAGCUACUGUGACAAGAACAAGUUCUUUGCCUCACUCAGUCAUCAAGUACCAACUUGAUGCUGAGCACCUCGAAUGGACGUAUCUUAACGUCAGGGAAGCACAAACCACGAUCGAGGCACUCGUCCUCGAGUAGGUUCACGAGACAGGAAUGGCGCACGCGACCAAAUUGCGUCG